GUUUCGUCUUUUUUUAAUUUUUUUUUAUUUCAAUUUGAUCUUGUGACAUAUGCUUCCAUUUUAAUUACCUUGAAAUCGAAACUGAUUUCAUGUAAAAGCAUCGCAAAAUUACUGUUCAGGCUUGAUUAUCGGUAACAUGACUGAUAUUUCAUCACAAACUCACUUGACGCAUUGUCAACGCUCAAUCACGUUUGUGAAACCGACCGCAAGUAUGCCGUUGAAUUAUAGCUAGCAAUUUAGUAGACACAGAUACUUCUCGUUACUUUCUUAUCGACCAUAUGCGAACGUUUUUCAUGUUCUACUGUCAGUGAGCACCGCCACUGUGCCCCCAAUCGUUAGAUUUUGUGAUUGCGGCGAAAGAAAAAAACAAAUUUGUUUAGUUUUUCAAAUUGAGAAGAGAGAAGAAAAAAAAAAAAACGUUGAAUGCAAAAUUGAAUAAAUCACUUGAAUGACCUUUGACUAGUAUCAAUAUAUCGCAUGUUCUAAGUCAUUUCAAUCCUAUCCGUUUAAAUAGAGACAAAGAAUCUCCGAUUUGUAUGCGACAAACUUUGCAAUUUGUGCUGUUCAACCUGCAUGAUAGAAUGCGUAUAGGGAACAAAGGUCAAGUUUGACAAACGCACUUGAUUGCAAAACAAAGAUGGCAAGUGCCCCGAUUGAGGGAGAACAAAUUCGCUCAACGAAAGCUAACUGUAUUUGAUUGUUUGAUCGUGCACUCAGUCGUGCAUCAAAAGUGAACGUUGACAAAUAGCUAGAUAGUUCAAUCGAAAAACAAAAUUGUGUAGUGUAUAAUAACUUUCGCCUUGAGAAUACCGUAUACGGUGGAUGAAUGCAAAUUAGUCAACGAGCGGAAUUCAAUCGCACAAAACAUAAACGUGGUUUUAGAAAUAAUUGAACUCAACAAUUCAAUCGAGAUACUUUACAUGUAUAGUUGAUCGUGAAUAGAAAAAGACAACAUCCAUUGAACCUCAACUAUCAAAGAAGGAAAGAUAUCGAUCUAUUUGUAAAAACCAAAUUCGUUAGACGAAAAACAAUGUCACAUUCAACGGCCGAGACUCAACCUAUUUCCGUGUGCACAUAAUUUUUGGGAAAUUAAUUGCAGACGCGCUUUUUGUAUAUAUUUGUUCAUCAAAUAUUUUUCAAACUGUUGAAAUGACUAAAAACGUAGCGGCGAGGUUUACGAGCACAAAGACGCGAUGAAUCAAACAAUCAAUACACAUGCUUCUGUGUCGCGGCCAGUAGACGCAUUGAUAUUAGAUGCUUUUAAAAUUGGCAAUGUUUACAUUUUCUUUGUCUGCACAUUUGCACCAGACAGCACAAACAUAACGUUUCACGUUUCAAUGGCAGUGGUUUACGUAAACGCGCGUCCAUUUAGUCAAACGAAAGCAACGGUUUUGGCGAAAACGAAAGACUUUCUGGGUGCAUAUGUGCCGGUGUGCUUCUUAAAUAUUCGCAAUACAUUUGCGACUGUUUGCUUUGUAAUAAUAACAAACAAUUGAGAUACCACUUUACGCGGUCGUCUAAAUUCAAUCAAACUAUUGAAAAUUUGAAUAUUUUUUCGAGGUUUUUUUUUCCACCUAAAGUACUUUAGGUCAUUGAAUAAGUGUACUCAUUUUUAUUUAAAUUAUUGAAAAUAUUUCGAAAGAUGCCACUUGUUCACAGUAAUCUAAAUUCGGAAAUGGUGAUUAUAGAAUCUAUAUAUAAUAGCAUUCACAUGAUUUUUAAAAAAAUCGUCUGCUAAAUUCUAUUUAAAUGCCUUGAAUUUAUAAAAAAAAAAAAACAGUUUCGUUUAUCACUCAACCAAAGUAUUGAUUAAAUAAACGGACGACCUUUAACAAAUGUGCUGUAUCAUGCGUACCAAACGUUGAGCGUAAGAUUAACGACCGAAGUAUAUAUUUUCAAAUGAAUUUAUUUGUUUCACGUCGAAAUCAAUUCUGUGAAAAACAACCAAUCUCACCAAUCAUUCCUAGACGUAUUUUUCUCUUCACCGUCGGCGCGGUUAUCGAUCGCAGCAUGAUAAAAAAUGCGGAAAAUUUCAAAAUGAUGCAAAAAUACUACAUGAUACUACAUGAAAUAUUCGUUCCAUUGGCACAGUAUCACUGAUGUUCCAUAACGUAUCGUUCGUUGUUGACAACGACAACGACAACGACGACGACGACGACGACGACGAUGGUUGUAUGCAAUGUUAUUACCACCGUUUUUUUCUGCUCUUCAUGUUGUUGUGGCUGUAUAAGGAAAUCGCAAUUUUGUUUUACUUACAUUUUAUCAUCAAUUUCUCUGUGCAUUGCCGUAUGGUUUAAUCAUGGUCUGUCUCAUAUGUUAUUUUCGCAUUACUCAAUUAUUUUUGCGGUUUUGGUCGAGUAUUUUCUAUAUGUGCUUAAUGCUCUUCAUUUAUAAUCGGCAGUUUUGUCGCUGAACUAUAAAUAGAAAAAAAAUUGCCGACGUUCGAAGAACAUCAUUGACACCACUGUUGAUGCGGCUUCUUGUCUGCCACUUUUACGAUUUUUAUUAUAGACGUUAGAGUUGAAAAUGAGUGGAAAAACACACGCAAUUCUGUAUUGUGUGACACAACACGCACAAGCGUCAACGGCAAUUGCGUAAAUGUGACCGUGAAAUGUGUAAGCAGUCAAUCGUUAAGAACGUGGCAUGGAAAAACCGCAAACUUUAAAACGAUAACAAUCAUUCAGUAGCUGAUUCAUGUCGGCUCUAUUUUUGCUCAUUCUUAAAAUAGAAACUAAAACAAAGCAAUUCUUAGCCCGAUUGCACGCAACACGACCGCAGUGAUUAGGAUGAAAAGAAAAACGAAAACCGGUCAAUGCAAUUGGUUUGCGCGUUCGAAUGACGUCAUCCAAAUAUAAUUACCAUCGAUUGGCUUUAUUUCACACAGCGAUCAUUGAACCUCGUAGCUUGAAUGUGUGAUGAACAAGAAGAAAAAAACAGUUGCUCGGAACUAAUGCAAAUCAGUUGUAAUGUUGAAAUAUCGAAAUCGAAACAAACAAAGUCGAUGGUGCAAUGAAAAGAGAAAUUUCCACUAGUCAAUGCAUAGAUAAACCGUUUGCGCAAUCUAACCGGCUUAAAUUCGAUAACACAAUCAAUCACCGAACAGUAACAAAAUGGACGAGAAAUCCGUAUCUGAAUCGCGUAUUGCGAAUUGGUUCCGUGGCCAAGUGCUUUUUGUGACGGGCUCAACAGGUUUCAUGGGAAAAGUUUUGAUGGAGAAAUUGCUACGUGACUGUCCCGAAAUCAAAACAUGCUACUUAUUAAUGAGAACAAAACGUGGCAUUGAACCCGAGCAACGACGUGAUGAUUACAUAAAUCACAUGAUUUUUGAUCGAAUUCGUGAGGUGAAUCCAGAGCAAUUGGGAAAAAUUGUUGUAAUCAAAGGUGAUGUUUCGGUCGAUGGAUUGGGUAUGAGUGAAAGUGAUCGAAAACUUCUUAUCGACACAACAACCGUGGCAUUCCAUUGUGCUGCAAAUGUGCGUUUUGACCAAGAGCUUGCGGGAGCCGUUAAUAUGAACACCUUGGGAACGGAUCGUGUGCUAAAAUUGGCCGUCGAAAUGAAGCAACUGAAAGUGUUUGCUCAUGUAUCGACCGCUUAUUGCCAGUGCAAUGAAGAUGUGUUGGAAGAACGUGCCUAUGCAGCACCAAACGACCCAUUGGCCAUUGUUACAAUGACCAAGAACUUGGAUAAUGACAUUUUGGAGUACUUAACACCCAAAUUGCUGAAGGGCCUACCAAACACAUAUGCCUACACAAAAGCGCUCACCGAAGACUUGGUGAACAGUUAUGCUGGCAAAAUUCCCAUUGUUAUUGCACGACCAUCGAUUGUUACUGCCGCAUGGAAAGAACCAUAUCCUGGCUGGGUUGAAGGCAUGAAUGGACCAACUGGUCUAAUGGUUGGAGCUGCUCGCGGCGUUGUUCGGUCGAUGCAUUGCAACCCAGAUUUUCCGGCCGAUAUUGUGCCAGUAGAUGUUGCGAUGAAUGCAAUCAUCACAGCCGCAUGGGAACGUGGAUUGAAGCAGGAAAAAAAAGAUGUUGAUUUUCGAAAUAUUACUUUGGCGCACGACAAGCAAUUGACAUGGGGCCAAGCAGUUGAACAAGGACGAGAACUCUUUUAUAAAAACCCAUUGUGCUUCUCUUUAUGGUACCCAGAUGGUUCAAUCAAAUCAAAUUAUUGGCAACACUUGUUUUGUGUUAUAUUUUUCCACUAUUUGCCGGCUUAUUUUAUCGAUGGCCUUUUGGUGUUGAUGCGGAGAAAACCAUUUUUGAUUGGUAUUCAACGCCGCAUUUCACAAGGUCUGAAAGUAUUGCAAUAUUACACAACGAAAAACUGGACAUUUAAAAAUGAGAAGUUUCUACGUAUGAAAGAAAAUAUGUCUCUAAAAGACCAAGAAAUUUUCUAUUUCAGCGUUGAAGAAAUUAACUGGAUAGAUUAUCUUGGCAACUAUAUUCUUGGCGCUCGUUAUUAUCUGCUCAAAGAAAAGCCGGAAACAUUGCCGAAAGCACGCGUUCUUCUACAUCGGCUAUAUCUACUAGACAAACUGGUUUCGUUUCUGUUUUAUGGAUUGAUCUUAUGGCUGCUCUAUAAGUACUGGAGCAGCAUAAUUUAUUCGUUUGAAAGUGUAUUGGAUCAAUCAGCGCAAUGUAUUCAACAGCGCUUCACGAAAGUCUUCAACGAAUGAACACGAAAACAAUAAACGGUUUUUCAGAGAAAGAGAGAGAGAGAUCUUUUUUCGUGUCUUUUGAAUCAACUCAAUCAUACAUAACAUUAUUAGCUCUAAGCACUGCCGCAUUGCUAAAUACACGUAUUAUCCACGAUAUAUUUGUAAGUCUCAUUCGAAUUGACAUUGCAUUCAGAAAUUGAUAUUGAUUUCCGUAUUUCAUUUACUUGAACAAAAAAAAUAUUCGUACUAUGCACCUAAUUUUAUCGUAUCUAUUCUAUCUCGAAAUUCAUUUAUCUCCUAAGGCAUACAUAUCUCUCUUUUUCUAAAUAAAGGAAUUAAAUGAAUAGAAAAUUCAAAUCACAUGAAAA
Sitodiplosis mosellana (orange wheat blossom midge) is the source of this 5029-nucleotide messenger RNA. Its product is annotated as putative fatty acyl-CoA reductase CG5065. The transcript has 9 exons. Gene Ontology annotation, molecular function: alcohol-forming very long-chain fatty acyl-CoA reductase (NADP+) activity. Gene Ontology annotation, cellular component: peroxisome. The record is from RefSeq and is a predicted model, not a curated record. Gene Ontology annotation, biological process: long-chain fatty-acyl-CoA metabolic process. Lineage: Eukaryota; Metazoa; Arthropoda; Insecta; Diptera; Cecidomyiidae. Bases 3111 to 4679 code for a protein of 522 amino acids.